Hypoxylon fragiforme is the source of this 1437-nucleotide messenger RNA. Its product is annotated as major facilitator superfamily domain-containing protein. The transcript has 3 exons. NCBI's taxonomy places the organism in Eukaryota, Fungi, Ascomycota, Sordariomycetes, Xylariales, Hypoxylaceae. The record is from RefSeq and is a predicted model, not a curated record. Bases 1 to 1437 code for a protein of 478 amino acids. Gene Ontology annotation, molecular function: transmembrane transporter activity. Gene Ontology annotation, biological process: transmembrane transport.
AUGGCAUCUAACGAAACCACGCGCCUACUGCGCGAGCCCGUCGAGGACGCAGAAAAUGUCGUCGACUGGGACGGCCCCGACGACCCCGAGAACCCUGCAAACUGGUCUUCUAACAAGAUAUGGGGCCACGUCACCAUCGUCUCCCUCCUGACGUUCCUAGUCCCCCUCGGCGCAACAAUGUUCGCGCCGGCCAUCCAGCAGGUGAUGAGCGACUUCGAGUCGACGAACGGCGUCGUCUCCUCCUUAAUCGUCUCCAUCUACGUGCUGGGCUGGGGGCUCGGCCCGCUCGUCGUCGCGCCGCUGUCUGAGGUCCAGGGCCGGCUCGUAGUGUACACAGGGAGCAACGUGCUGUACGUCGUGUUCACGGCGGCGUGCGCGCUAGCGCCGAACCUAGGGUCGCUAGUCGUCUUUCGCUUCCUCGCCGGCACGAUGGGGUCGACGCCGCUGACGAUUGGCGGCGGCACGAUCUCGGAUCUCGUCCCGAUCCAGCAGAGGGGCCUCGCGCUGUCGCUGUACAUGUUUGGCCCGAUCCUGGGGCCGUCGGUGGGACCGCUGCUCGGUGGGUUUUUGACGGAGAGUCUGGGGUGGAGGUGGAUUUUCUGGGUUCUCGUGGUUGUGUACGGCGCCAUGACCAUAGCUCAAAUCGCAUUCAUGCGCGAAACCUUCCCGGCCACGAUCCUCCAAGCCAAGACCGCGCGUCUGCAGCGCGAAACGGGCUCCCAAUCCCUCCGCUCCAAACUCGACACCGGCCUCUCCACCCAGCAAAUCCUCACCCGCGCCAUCAUCCGCCCAGCCAAGAUGACCGUCCUCUCCACCAUCAACCUUGUCCUGUCGCUGGCCUCCGCGUACGUCAACGGCGUCGUCUUCCUCCUGCUCACCUCCGCGCCCGUCAUGUUCCAGACCGAGUACGGGUUCUCCGCGCGCAAAGUCGGGCUCGCCUUCGUCGGCUUCGGGCUCGGCAACGUCGCCGGCCUCGCGGCCUUCAGCGCAACCUCCGACCGCUUCAUCCGCAGGCGCGCCGCGGAGAAUCGCCUCAAGCCAGAGCACCGCCUCGGACCGGCGCUGGUCGGCGCGCCGCUGCUGGCCGUGGGACUCCUGUGGUACGGGUGGAGCGCGCAGGCGCAUGCGCACUGGGCGCUCCCGAUUGCGGGCACGGCGUUGAUUGGCGCCGGCAAUGUCCUGUUCAACACGGCCAUCAUCGGGUACUUGAUCGAUGCGUUCACGGUCUAUGCGGCGAGCGCGAUCGCGGCGAACACGGUUAUUAGGAGUGUGGGGGGCACGCUGUUGCCGCUGGUGGGACGGAACUUGUUCGCGGCUCUCGGCUGGGGAUGGGGAAAUUCGUUGUUGGCGCUUCUGGCGGGGGUGUGCGGGUUGGCGCUGGUCUAUCUGUAUGUGUAUGGUGCGGCUAUGCGGUCGAAGCAUCCCAUAAGGUUUUAA